AUGGCCGAAUAUAUCUCAAAAACCCGUUCGCCUCUCGUCGAAACCACCAAUCGUCCCAACAUGCCAUACCCAGCCCCGAAUUACCAGAGCCACAAGGCACGAUCCAAUCAGCCCAACAGUGUCCAGUAUCCCGGCCAGUAUACAAACAACCAGAAUACUCGCCGUGAUACGCGUGGCCAGGCUGCGGCUUAUGAUGCCUACAACCCCCCUACUGCUCAGAGAUUGCAGCAGCCAGCAGACGCGGCGAAGCGUCUUUCUCAAGCAUCGUAUGCGUCCACCUCCAGCAGCCAAAGCAGGAAGAACUACAAAACCCAUAUUGGACCAUGGCAGCUGGGAAAGACUCUGGGCAAAGGCUCUUCGGCUCGAGUACGGCUGUGUCGCCACAGCAUCACGCACCAAAUGGCGGCCGUAAAAAUCGUCAACCGUCGGAUGGCGUACCUUGUUCAAGACAGCAGCCUGGCUGCUCUUAGCAAGUGGGACUCGACUCUUCCUGAAGUUAAUGGCGAAAUGCGUGUUCCCGUAGCGAUUGAGCGCGAGGUUGCCAUUCUUAAACUUAUUGAACAUCCCAACAUCAUGAAGCUCUAUGAUAUAUGGGAGAAUCGCUCUGAAAUUUAUCUCAUUCUUGAAUAUAUAGAUCAAGGCGAUCUUUUUACCUUCAUCAACUCAAAAGGAAGACUUUCCGAAGAAGUGGCUGUUUAUUUCUUCCGGCAGAUGAUCAGUGCUAUUGCUUACUGCCACUCCUUCAACGUGUGCCAUCGCGAUUUGAAGCCUGAGAAUAUUUUGAUUACCGCCGACCUGCAAAUCAAGAUUGCCGACUUCGGUAUGGCAGCUCUUCACCAGACAGCUUCUCACCGACUGGCAACAGCAUGCGGCAGCCCCCAUUACGCAGCACCUGAGCUUCUCAAGAACCGGCAAUAUCGUGGAGAUAGGGCCGAUAUCUGGAGCAUGGGCGUGAUUUUGUACGCCAUGCUGUCCGCGACCCUGCCUUUUGACGAUCCCGACUUGCGUGUCAUGAUGGGCAAAACGAAAAAGGGACAGUAUGAGAUGCCAAAGUUCCUCAGCCCCGAAGCCGAAGACCUCAUCCGCCGUAUGCUCCAGGUCAAUCCUGACCAUCGAAUUACCAUGAAGCAGAUUUGGCAGCAUCCAUUGAUUCAGCGAUAUAAUUACCUCGACGAUUUUGGCCAGAACACGGGUCAGCCUCCGGAUACUCGGAAGGGAUUUCAGUACACUCCGAUCCUGCAACAUCAGAUCGACCCCCAGCUGCUGCGACAACUACGUUCUCUUUGGCAUAUGUUUAGUGAUGACGACUUGGAGAUGAAACUGAGCUGCAAAGAACCAAAUGACCAAAAGGCAUUUUACUGGCUCCUCCACAACUAUCGUGAACAGCAGUUGGAGGAUUUCAAGCCAGAACUGUCUCACUCAAUGAGCGACUACCAUCAUCUCAAGCCAAACUCAUGGAAAAAGCGCGUCUCGACAUGCGAAUUCUACCAACCUCGAGCCAAUGGCCAUGGUAGAUCCGUUUCGCGUUUCACAGUCAUUUCCACAACAGCAGAAACCGAGAAUGGGACCGUCCAGAGCUACGAUCCAUAUAGAGGCAGCCGAAUGCUUAAAGCAUGUGGCUCGCAAGCUAGCCACGCGAGGAUCACUGUCCAUCGAGACGGCGAGAUGACACAAGCAUCACAGGCGGCUAGAAAACGCAGCGCGUCAAAUGCUACUCGCCGCCCAAGAGCUAAUUCUGUGCGAACAUUUGCGGGUCGUCCUCAGUCGUCAAGGGGAUCAGUGAGCUCUUUGCAUAGCAACAGGCAAGGGACGCCGCAGAGACACGGCCCUGGUUUGCGACACAAACGAGGAGUCGAUUUUUCGCAUGUUCGCAAGCGAUCAGCCUCUGCAGCACAUAUUCAACGGGGCCCUCAGCACGCCUCGUUCCUUUUUAACGAAGAGCUGCGCCACUUUAGCAACAACAUAGCCAAAGACUGCGAUGACGCAUUUAGAAGUUCACUCAUCGAGGACGACUCCAUUUCUGAAUCAUUGACAGACAUGGAGAAGAGGCAGCGUGAUUCCACACCGUUUUCUUUUACAAUUGAUACUCCGUCGGAAGCAACCGCACCCACAGAAUUUUCAUGUAUGUCCUGGAGCAGUCGCCCCCUGCCACCACUUCCAUUGGAGCUUGGCCCCAAGGCAACUAAUGCAAACUCCCGACCAGCUUCGAGAGCAGGAGACGGAAACAUUAUGGCAGACCAGGUCAAUUUACUGGCCUUGCCAUUACUGCUUCCAAGCCAAUCGGACCGUCGGGUCGUCUCAGCCCCGUAUGGCCAGGUUGGUCGUCGGACAGGUACUCUGCCAUGUAUCAAUGAGAAUCCAGGAGGCAACAAUACGGCCGCCGUUGAGAAGACAAGGAUCGUAUCCGCGCCACCGCAUUCACCGUCGAAGAAGGCAAACCGCCCCAUCAGUGGCGUCGAAUAUCUGAACCAGGUUGAGAACUCAAUCAGAGUUGUCACUUCCCCUACAGCUCAAAGCCCGGUUAAGAUUCCCGAGCCGCUGAACGUGCGAAAGAAGAUUACCAACCAAAACUUUGGCGAUUCGUUGAAUCACCAUAUAGAGCAGCUAGAAAGCACACUGGGGAACUAUGGGCAACAUGAGGAAGAUACUUUGCAAGCAGGCAUCAAUAGCCCAGUGAAGAAGAAGAGAUCCUGCUCUGCGACAGCUGCCUCAUCUAAGAAGAGAAACUUUAGCUUUCCAUUUUGGAAGAGCAACCGAAAUAGAGAUUCGAAGACAAUGGUUGAAGAUCGCCAAAACCGAGAUCAAGAAGUGGCCACUACAAAGACCGAUACGAAGAAGCAAAAAUGGCAUCGGUCGUCGUCAGCCAGCAGCCGCAAUAUUGAGGUUAAGCAGAAUUGGCUUACUAGGCUAUUCCGUGUCAAGCCUGCCACAAGCUAUAUUUGCAUGACGCUGUCACGCAAACGUGCGCGACAGGAAGUAGCCAUCUUGCUGAGAGAGUGGCGUAAGCGCCGAUACGGAAUUAAGGGUAUACAAGUGGAUAAGGAACGCAACAUCGUCUUUGCGCGAGUUGCAGCUAAGAACUGUUUGAAUCUCAAAGAGGUUGCAUUUGCUGCAGAGGUAAUGACGGUGAUUGAGCAUGGUAAGAAACAGCCGCUCAGCAUCAUUCGCUUUACACAAGAGCGUGGUGCUGCGAGCAGCUUCCACAAAGUGGUGGAUACCAUGCGAAUUGUGUUUACCGACCGCAACCUCGUGGUUAAGGACCGAAGCAAGCAAAAGAUGAUGAUCAAGACUCUGAAUUCGUAA
Trichoderma atroviride IMI 206040 is the source of this 3303-nucleotide messenger RNA. Lineage: Eukaryota; Fungi; Ascomycota; Sordariomycetes; Hypocreales; Hypocreaceae. The record is from RefSeq and is a predicted model, not a curated record.